This is a messenger RNA of Drosophila persimilis, 1360 nucleotides long. RefSeq names its product m7GpppX diphosphatase (gene Dcps). Lineage: Eukaryota; Metazoa; Arthropoda; Insecta; Diptera; Drosophilidae. Gene Ontology annotation, cellular component: nucleus; P-body. Gene Ontology annotation, biological process: deadenylation-dependent decapping of nuclear-transcribed mRNA. The transcript has 3 exons. The coding region runs from base 169 to 1290 and encodes 373 amino acids. The record is from RefSeq and is a predicted model, not a curated record. Gene Ontology annotation, molecular function: hydrolase activity; RNA 7-methylguanosine cap binding.
ACGAAAUUGAUGUAAAGCUAUAAACAGUAAUCCAACAUCUUCAAUUCUUUCACUUGGCAAUUUCCACCUUCAAAAGGCGGGCGGCCAAAUAAUCCCACGCUACGCACGGGUGAAUGGUAACUUAAACACCUAAAAAAAAAAAAAAAAUAAAAAAAAAAAUAUCUUCAAAUGCCGGAACAAGUGGAAAAUUCAGAAGUGAAAUCGCCGACCUAUGAUAUUUCAAAGUUCCGACUUAAGCGGAUACUCCAGAACAACAGUGUUCGAAAGAGUAUUGCAUUGCUGGGCACCUUCCCGGAUCUCUCCGAGACAGACGAUGCCAUUGUGGUUUUUGAGAAAACUGCGUAUCAGGAGAGCGACGUGUCCACGUCCAAAGAGCUACCGGCAAAGCCAAGUUACUUUAGCGCGGAGUUAAAGGUAGACACGGAGUUCAUUAAUAACAUAUACGGCAGUUUUCAGGUUGUGCCCAGUCCGGAUCUAUGCGGUGUUAAGAGCACAGUGAUUUACCCGGCCACUGACAAGCACGUCGAGAAGUAUUCCAUAUGCCAGAAGUAUCUCAUUAGAGAAACGCCAGAUCUCUACGAAAGCACAACGCUUCCGUACAUCAACCUGAGCCAAUUCUCUCUGGAAUGGGUCUACAACAUACUGGAACACAAGAAGGAAACCGAGAGAAUCGUAUUUGAGGAUAACGAUCCAGAAACCGGCUUCAUUCUGCUGCCAGAUCUAAAAUGGGAUGGUCGGAAUGUAGAAAACCUCUACCUGCUCGGUAUAGUUCACAAACACAAUAUUAAAUCCCUUCGUGAUCUGAAUGGCAACCACCUGCCGCUGCUGCGGAAUAUGCGCCAGUCCGCUAAGGAUGCCAUCUCGAAACGAUAUGGCCUCAAUCCCCACCAGCUCCGCAUGUAUUUCCACUAUCAGCCCUCGUUCUACCAUCUGCAUGUGCACAUUAAUCCCAUUAGGAACGAUGCCCCAGGCAUUUGGUGCGAGAAAUCUCACAUGUUGGACACUGUAAUAAGCAACUUGGAGCUUUUGCCAGACUUUUACCAGCGCGCCACUUUACCCUUCGUCUUGUAUGAGGGUAAUAAGCUAUUGGAUUUGUAUGAGGAGAAGAUAACCGUUCGCAGUGUAGCAGCACCGAUAAGUGACUCGAAAGAGCUGGAAAAAGUACCUGCGGUGGAAUCAUCUAUCGAAGGUUUUAGUGAUGAUGACCCAGGAGAGAGGGAAUGCAAACGCCUAAAGUUGGCCACACCAGAGCCAAAGGAGGCCGAGGUACCUGCCCAAGCGUGUGCAUAGGCUUAAAUCAAGCAAUCCCACGAAAUACGAGCAAAAUAAACGAUUUCUUCGGAAGUACAUACCACUUUAA